AUGCCGCUCCACGCCGACCUAUGCACCAUCCUUCAAAACGCCUCUCGCGCGCGCCUUCGGUCGAUCCCCAUCGCCUCGACCCGCGAUAACCUCUCCAUCCUCUCCAUCCUUCUUCAGCACGGAUUCGUCCACAAUGUCGUCCGAGGCACACAAACGGGUCCUUCUCCUGGAUCAUACACCGCAGCAAGCCCGGCAGCCCGCAGAUUGUGGGUCGAUCUCAAGUUCCGACCGGACGACAGGCCCGUGUUGGAAUCUAUGAAUGUCGUUUCGAAGCCAAGUAGGAAGUUGACCAUGGAUAAGGACGAGCUGUUGCGAUUCGCAACGGGGAGGAGGGCCAAAUUCGUCAAGCCACUGGAUAUGGGUGAGAUCGGGAUUGUGGAUUGCGGCAAGAACGGGUGGUGGGAGGUGAGGGAUGCGAUUAGGAGAGGGUAUGGCGGAGAGGUCGUUGCGAGGGUGUCGUAG
This is a messenger RNA of Kalmanozyma brasiliensis GHG001, 462 nucleotides long. Its product is annotated as Ribosomal protein S8. The record is from RefSeq and is a predicted model, not a curated record. Bases 1 to 462 code for a protein of 153 amino acids. NCBI's taxonomy places the organism in Eukaryota, Fungi, Basidiomycota, Ustilaginomycetes, Ustilaginales. Gene Ontology annotation, molecular function: structural constituent of ribosome. Gene Ontology annotation, cellular component: ribosome. The transcript has a single exon. Gene Ontology annotation, biological process: translation.